Molecule: messenger RNA, 2522 nt
Organism: Planococcus citri (citrus mealybug)
Lineage: Eukaryota; Metazoa; Arthropoda; Insecta; Hemiptera; Pseudococcidae
Product: E3 SUMO-protein ligase PIAS1-like
Exons: 2
Coding region: 356-2143 (595 amino acids)
Biological process (GO): protein sumoylation; regulation of transcription by RNA polymerase II
Cellular component (GO): chromatin
Molecular function (GO): zinc ion binding; SUMO ligase activity; transcription coregulator activity
Source: RefSeq, a predicted model, not a curated record
UUGGAAUUCGGAUGAAUUAUUAUUAUUUUUUUGGUAAAUUCUGGACUUGGAAUGGAAUUUCUCUGCUCUUUUGUGUUUUUAAAAUAAAAAUGGAAAAGUAAAGUAUUCCGUCAAUGAGUAAAUUAUUUAAUAAUUGUGUAACGUUUUUAUGAAUCUUUUUAUGUGAAGUGUGUAGAAGACAGAAACUUCCGUUAUUUACGUAUAAUUUUACUGAACCAUCUUACGUGACUCAUUUUUGCUGACAAUAUCAGAAUAUCACUAUCUUCAAACCUUCAAAUCAGCGUACGAUUUCUCUAUCACUGUCGAAGGCGAGCUUGAAAAGCAUGUGGAAUGGUCGUUAAACGACAACGGAGGAAUGGCCAAUAAAGAAGAGUUGAAGAGUAUGGUCUUACAGUUCAAAGUCGCUGAUUUGCAACUUUUACUUGGAUUUGCUGGACAAAAUAAAAUCGGUAGAAAAACUGAAUUACAGAAGAAAGCUCUUAACUUGAUUAAUAACAAGAUGUCGAUUCCGUUGGAAAUGAAAAUUCGUCAAAUGUAUCGAGAUAUAAUACCGGAGAACAAUGCGCCAAAACCCAACAACAAUGGAUAUUGUUUGCCGCAAAGCUAUCAGGAUAAAUACGAUAAUUAUUACACGAAUGGAAGUUCCAGACAGUCAGCUUCGAAUCUAUCUUACGAACCUAGUUCGUUACCGAAUUAUUACACCAAUUCGUAUAAUAUAGACAAUUACUACGAAAGUUACUGGCCUUCCUUGAACUAUCCGAAUUAUUCACAUAACGGGCGCGAAAGUCUUACUCCAAAAGUGACCUCUCACGCUCCCAGUUUCAACAUUAAAAUGCCCAGUAAUCAGAAUCUGAGCAACGUAACGUUCAAGAAAUUACCAUUUUACAAAUUCAAGUCGGAUAUUCUCUCUGUGACGCCGUUGAUGCCGAAGAAACAGCACGGUGAUUCGUACGAAUUCACGCAUUCGUUUUCCCUCAGCCAAGAUCAACUCGCGUUGCUGAAUUAUUCGAAGAAGAACGACGAGUACAGAUACCAAGUUCAGCUGAGAAUGUGUCUGCUGAACGAAGAGACCGAAGUUAGCGACGAUUUACCUUUAGCUUUAACGGUGAAAGUGAACGAUAAAAAUUGCCAGUUACCGCCAGCCAUUCCAUCGACUAACAAGCAAGGAAUGCUGCUGAAACGUAUGAACGCUCCUAUAAAUUUAAGCUCUCAAACGUCGAAGAAAAACUGCGUCAACAACGUAUUCAUUAGUUGGUCAGUAACGUGUGAUAGACUAUACGGUAUAGGUAUUUCUCUCGUUAAGAAAUUUACCGCCGACGAAUUGAUCGAUAAGUUGAAAGUGAACGGCGAACGUGAUGCCGAAGUAACGAAGAAAUAUCUUAGCGAAAAAUUGGGUCAACAAGACGACGAUAUUGCGGCUACUUCUCUGAAAGUAUCCAUGAUAUGCCCCCUAGGAAAAAUUCUAAUGAGUUUGCCCGUCCGAGCAACCACCUGUAAUCACCUGCAGUGCUUCGACGGCUCGUUGUAUAUUAAAAUGAACGACGUAAAAAGUACAUGGCAGUGUCCGGUAUGCAAUCAGCCGUGUUACUACGAUGAUCUCUUCAUAGACGGAUAUUUCGUUAACGUUUUGAAAAAUAAUACUUCGUCCAGAAUGUCUGAAAUCCAAAUCGAAGCUGACGGCAGCGUUACACCAGUCGUACCGAAGAAACGUUCCAGUACUGACAGUAAUAGUAGUAACGAUUCGAACCCUAGCCUUCGUAAAAAAAUUAAACUAGAAAAACCCGAACCCAGCUCUACCGAAAAUCCCGAUCCGUUUAUAAAUCCGCUGUCUAGUUCGUCUUCUUCGUUUUCCAGCGACUAUAUUAGCAUAUCAAGUAGCAAAACUCCUACUCUACCUGCUUCGAUCAGUCAGCCUUGCUACGACUCCGGUGCAUCGGAUACGCUCGACGUUGAGAACCAAGCCCAAAAAUCUGUAGUUUUGGUCGACCUUACCGAAUCAGAUUCGGAAAUCGAAGAUCAGCCUUUAAAUUUGAAGAAAUAUAAAGACCGACCUGAGACUAAACCUGAAUCAUGCUCGUCUUCUAGCUGCGCCGAAGUCGUUACGAAAAUUUCGCCACCUGUUUACGAUAUUGAUCUUGAUUAAGGACAAGAAAAUUCAUCGUGUAUAAUAGAUUUUACUUCCGAACAAUACUUUUAUGAUUUCGAAUAACAUUCGUAUUGUUUACAAAAAAAAAAAAUGAAUAAACUUUUUUUUUCGAGUACCAUCUUUUAUAAUAUCCUUAUAGAAAUUAUCAUCUCUCGUGUAAGAAUUUAAUACGUACAUUCUGUCGGUGAUAGACUUUUUUUUAAUUUAUUUUUUCAUGCCGAGGUCAAGAUUGAGUUUUCUUUUCACGAAACUCUUUACCGAAACAGAUUUAUACUUUGUAUAUUAUACUUACACGUAGUAUGUAAAUUCAACCGUUACGCCCUAAUUUAUUAUUACUGUAAUAUGUUUUAUUGUAAUAUUAAAUUAUUUUCUAAGU